This is a messenger RNA of Schistocerca piceifrons (Central American locust), 1844 nucleotides long. RefSeq names its product NADPH:adrenodoxin oxidoreductase, mitochondrial (gene dare). Bases 235 to 1665 code for a protein of 476 amino acids. The record is from RefSeq and is a predicted model, not a curated record. The transcript has 8 exons. Gene Ontology annotation, biological process: ubiquinone biosynthetic process. Gene Ontology annotation, cellular component: mitochondrion. Lineage: Eukaryota; Metazoa; Arthropoda; Insecta; Orthoptera; Acrididae.
CUGCUGUACACUGUACAGUACCACAACUGUACCGACAGUGUGCAGGCACCUGCGAGUUUUCUUAUAUGCCCAUGAAAAGUGUUUUUAUGAAAGCAAUACGAUAUUUUACAUCGGGUUAGCUCUGUAGUACUGCAGUUGGUGUAGUUUCAAUGAGCACACAAAGGAUACAGAUAAGAAAUAGUUUUUAAUAAGAGGAAACAUUCAGUUCUUGACAAACUGAAAGAAGCAUCAGAAAUGCCAUUUUUCUGGAAAUCAUUAUAUUCAAAAGUUACCACCUACUUACACUUAACUAAUGCUAUUUAUUCAUCAACACAACACACAAUUCCUAAAGUGUGUGUUGUUGGCAGUGGCCCAGCUGGUUUUUACGCAACCCAACAAAUCAUUAAAGCAGUUCCUGCUGUGCAGGUGGAUAUUUUGGAACGCCUCCCUGUUCCAUUUGGUCUAGUGAGAUAUGGUGUAGCACCAGAUCACCCAGAAGUUAAAAAUGUGAUCAACACAUUCACAAAAACUGCACAAUCUCCACAAGUAAAAUUUGUUGGUAAUGUAUGUCUGGGGAAAGAUAUCUCAUUGGAAGACCUGAUGCAAUCUUACCAUGCUGUCUUACUUGCAUAUGGAGCAGAUGCUGACAGAAAGCUUGAUAUACCUGGUGAAAAUUUAUCAAAUGUGCUAUCAGCUCGGGAAUUUGUUGGUUGGUACAAUGGGCUACCAUCAUGCAAAGAUCUCUCAGUCAAUCUUGAUACUGAGGUAGCUGUUGUUGUCGGGCAAGGGAAUGUUGCUCUUGACGUGGCUAGGAUUUUGUUGACACCUGUAGACAAAUUAAAGCUGACAGAUAUCACUGAACAUGCUCUUUCUGCAUUGUCAACAAGUAGAGUGCGUCACGUUCGUGUCAUUGGCAGGCGUGGCCCUAUGCAGGUGGCCUUCACAAUUAAGGAAUUUCGUGAAAUGCUCAAUCUUCCAGGGUGCAAGACAAUUAUGGAUCCUACAUGUUUCACAGGAAUUCCUGACAAGAUUCCAGGACUAGAGCGACCUCGAAGAAGACUCACCGAAUUGAUUUGCAAAUCUGCACUGGAGAUACAGUUGCAACAGGGUAAUUCAGAUCAUGUGUUUGAGUUAAUGUUCCUACGAUCCCCUCGGGCUUUUGCCGGAGGUGGCAAUGGUGGACAUGUGAAGAGUGUUGAAUUGGCAGUAAACGAACUGAUUGAUGGUGGACAUAAAGCACAACCUACUUCAAAAACUGAAACCAUUGAAUGUGGCCUUGUACUACGUAGUGUUGGUUACUACAGUACAUCUGCAGAUUCUGGGAUUCCUUUUGAUGAUAAACGUGGACAUAUACAAAACAUAUCUGGCUUUGUUAAAUCAGGAUUAUAUGCUGCUGGCUGGGUGGGAUCUGGUCCUGUAGGUGUUAUUCUAUCUACAAUGAACAAUGCAUUUGCAGUUGGAAAGAAAAUUGCUGAUGAUUUGGCCCAGGCAAAAGAUGAAACAAAACCAGGUUUCUCUGCAGUUCAAGAAAUUAUAAGAGAAAAAGGAAUACAAACUGUAAGUUUUGCUGGUUGGGAAGCCAUUGAUAAAGAAGAAAAACGAAGAGGAGCAAAGCAUGGCAAGCCAAGAGAGAAGAUAUUAAGUGUGAGGGAAAUGCUCGAAAUUGCAGAAAAGUACACCACCUAAUGCUGUGAUAUUAUGUUGAGGAUGAUGAACCUUUGCAGUUUUCCCUAACAUUAAACUUGUAAAGUUUCAUCAUCAACCUAUAUUUGUUACAUAAAUAAACUCUUGAGAGAAAACUGAUAAUGUACAGUGUAUCUUGUUUCAGAAUGAUGGUUUUGUACUAUUAAAGAUUUUAUAUUACA